This is a messenger RNA of Fusarium tjaetaba, 2103 nucleotides long. RefSeq lists its product as uncharacterized. The record is from RefSeq and is a predicted model, not a curated record. Gene Ontology annotation, biological process: DNA-templated transcription; regulation of transcription by RNA polymerase II. NCBI's taxonomy places the organism in Eukaryota, Fungi, Ascomycota, Sordariomycetes, Hypocreales, Nectriaceae. Gene Ontology annotation, molecular function: zinc ion binding; DNA-binding transcription factor activity, RNA polymerase II-specific; RNA polymerase II cis-regulatory region sequence-specific DNA binding. Bases 1 to 2103 code for a protein of 700 amino acids. Gene Ontology annotation, cellular component: chromatin. The transcript is spliced from 4 exons.
AUGCGAGACUCGCAACUCAGAUCAUCUCGAGGGCAAGAGAUCUCUGCUUCAUCGCCCCUCACAGCUCAAAGCGCAGACUUGCAGGAGGAGGCUUUUAUAUCUGGUGACCUUCAUGAGAUUUCAGAAGAAUGGGAUAAUCCUCCUUCUAUCCCUUCUGAUACGAGUGGAAUGCCGACAAUAGCAUCAAGCGCCAUAUACACCGCACUUCCGGAUACUUCUUCAAGCUGGCCAACCUUGUCCGAUACCUUUACCCUCGACGGAAGACUUGACAGUCUUGGGAUCAUGACAACUGAUUCAUGGAUGCCUUGGAACUCGUCAAUGGCCCAUCUUUCCUUUCCGUGGUUCAUGGACGAAUUAGAGAUGCCACUUGAGCUGCCCGAUAUGGCACAUCCUCAUGAAGACGAAGUGCAUCACGGAACCUCAACCCAGCAGACGGUAGAAGCUCCGGCGUAUUUAACUCCGGAAAACAUAUGUUCCGCUUUCACGCAGCCAUGCCAUCCGUUCCCAGAGCCAGAGAGUAUUGGUCUGCAAAUGGCUGGGGCUGAAGUCUUUGGGCAUAUCCAUGAGAUACCUCAAGAUGCUGUAGAGGGGUUGAAAAAUUUCUACAAGACACAACGGCGAGACCAAACACCGACAGCCAUUCCUCGGGAUAUCCUACACGCGUUUGUAGAACUGUACUUUGAGUACUUUGACUGUCAGUUCCCAUUUUUACACCCAUCUCGCUUUGAGGACCCAGAUGUCCCAUGGGUCUUGCUGUUAGCCGUAGCAGCAGUCGGAAGUCAUUACUCCGAAAUCCAAGGCGCAGAAGAGUACAACUCCUCGUUAUGUGACCUACUAGCCCGCGCUAUUGAACUACCUGUACACGACAACAUAUUAAACGUUGACAUAGUAACAGUACAGUCUGUCUUUCUCUUGCAUGUUCUAUGGCUAUUCUCAGGCUCGCAUAGAGAUAAGGUAGUUCUGCAGCACAAGCGAAGUAGCCUGGCGACGAUGUGCUGGGAUCUUCUUGGCAAGGCUGACAAACGCAGACAGUCAACUCAAACUGAGCCCCAUGCUGGAGAAGUAUGGCAAAAAUGGAUUACAGAGGAGAGUACUCCGCUGGUCUUCAACCUCCGCGAGGCGACGCGACAACUGCCUUGUCCUGAAACGCUAUGGCAGUCUCGGGAUGCUUCAGAGUGGAAGUCACGGCAAGAAAACUCCACAGGUAUCGUAGUUGUCUCUGGCAUCGAGGUCGAUUAUAUGACUCAUCAUCUUUUUUUAGGACGCAAACCGAAGCCAGGCGCCUUUACCGCCAAAGUCAUUCUUCUCGAACUCUACAUUGACGACAGAAAUUACUACCGACGGCUACGCAACUCACAGCUCUUACAGUCAUCAUUUGCAUCAUACUUCAACUCCUCAACAAAUAGCGAUACUCAACAGGCGCCGGUCCCUUCGCUUCCCAGACCUGACAUCAGUAGAAGCGAAAAUGCUCUUCUAGACACGACGAUUGGACAAGUGACCUUGAAAAACAUGUCAAACCCUGGACACUUUACAGAAACAAUAUUUCAUGUCAUUGCGAUUCUGAGACUUAUUCCGCUUGAGACGUUGCACUCUGCUACGGGCUGGGAGACCAACAAAGAACAGAUGAAGAAGUCCAAAAUGCAUCUCAAUGACUUCUUCAAGAACAAUGGUGUCAAGGCACGAAAGGGUUUAUGGCAUGCUACCUGCAUCUUCAAAACAACACGGAGUUCUCGUCGUCUUGCGUGCUAUGAUGCGCUCAGUCUCACCGUGGCGAUGGGCUACAUCUACUGCUAUAAUGAGACACGUACAUCGUUGGGCUCAACUCCAACGCGUCCGGUGAUUACGCGUCUUGAUCAAUUACAAGAUGGAGAAGCUAUUGAAGAAUGGAUUGGGAAUGGUAGCGAUAAUGUCGUUCACUUGACUGGAGUUGGACUACUGGAUGGCUCUGACCACUGCGUUCGUUUCCUUCGAGAUUUGGAGAGGACGCUGGUGUCGCAGAUUGCAUGGCGUGGAUUCUGUCGAGCUUUUGCUAGCAGUUUCGCCCAGCUGAGGCGUGGUGAGACGCCGACGAUGAGCUCGAGGGAGUACACUAAUACUGAAUGA